AUGGCGGCCAAACGGAAGGCUGCGGCCAUGAACAUGGCCCCCAACGAAGACCCAGUCGAUCCUUCGGAUGAGCUCUUGUUUCUGUGUCUGGGCGGCGGCAACGAGGUCGGUCGAUCUUGUCACAUCAUUCAGUACAAGGGCAAGACGGUCAUGCUCGACGCCGGUCAACACCCAGCAUACGACGGCCUCGCCGCUUUGCCCUUCUACGAUGACUUCGACCUCAGUACAGUAGACAUUCUGCUGAUCAGCCAAUCAAUAGACUAUGUAUUCUCGCACUCCCGGUUGCUAUUUGUGAUGCGACAGACCUAUCCCCCAGAGCCCACACUAGCCGAUCCGACCACGACCACGCACGAUGAGGUCCUCAUGGCGAUGAACCGUAACGCUGACGAGUCCAGUUUCCACGUCGACCACGCGGCCUCUUUACCCUAUGUCCUGUCCAAGACCAACUUCAAGGGGCGUGUCUUCAUGACCCAUCCCACAAAGGCCAUCUACAAGUGGCUCAUCCAGGACUCGGUGCGCGUCGGCAAUACAUCAUCCAACUCGACAACGCAGCCAGUGUAUACUGAACAAGAUCAUCUCAACACAUUCCCCCAAAUCGAAGCGAUCGAUUACCACACGACACACACCAUCUCCUCGAUCCGCAUCACGCCGUACCCGGCUGGCCAUGUGCUCGGGGCGGCCAUGUUCCUCGUCGAGAUCGCAGGGCUCAACAUCUUCUUCACCGGCGACUAUUCUCGCGAGCAGGAUCGUCAUUUGGUGUCAGCCGAGGUGCCCAAGGGCGUCAAGAUCGACGUGCUCAUCACAGAGUCCACGUACGGCAUCGCCUCGCAUGUGCCCCGAGUGGAGCGCGAGCAGGCCUUGAUGAAGACGAUUACCAGCAUCCUCAAUCGCGGUGGGCGCGCCCUGCUGCCUGUCUUUGCCCUGGGGCGUGCGCAGGAGCUUCUUCUCAUCUUGGACGAGUACUGGGCCAAGCACCCCGACUUUCAGAAAUUCCCCAUCUACUACGCCAGCAACCUCGCUAGGAAGUGUAUGCUGGUCUACCAGACAUAUGUCGGCGCCAUGAACGACAACAUCAAGCGUCUCUUCCGCGAGCGCAUGGCCGAGGCCGAAGCAACCGGCGACGGCAAGGGGAAAGGCGGACCUUGGGACUUCAAAUUCAUCCGGUCGUUGAAGAACCUUGAUCGCUUUGACGAUGUGGGCGGCUGUGUCAUGCUGGCAAGUCCCGGUAUGCUGCAGAAUGGCGUAAGCAGAGAGCUCUUUGAGCGAUGGGCGCCGAGCGACAAGAACGGUGUCAUCAUCACCGGCUACAGUGUCGAGGGCACUAUGGCACGGCAAGUCAUGCAGGAGCCUGACCAGAUCCAGGCAGUCAUGUCACGCAGUAUUGCAGGCGCGAGACGAGGCGUCGGUGGGGACGAAAAGGUCCUCAUCCCACGCCGCUGCAGUGUGGCCGAGUACUCAUUCGCGGCACACGUCGAUGGUGUCGAGAACCGCGAGUUUAUCGAAGAAGUUGCCGCCCCUGUCGUUAUUCUAGUCCACGGGGAGCAGCACAAUAUGAUGCGUCUCAAGUCUAAGCUUCUCUCACUCAACGCAUCGAAGACCACAAAGACAAAGGUCUUCUCGCCCCGAAACUGCGAGGAACUCCGCAUCCCCUUCAAAUCCGACAAGACAGCCAAGGUCGUGGGCAAGCUCGCGUCCAUCCCUCCGCCUCUGCCGUCGGAAGACGAAAGCACGGCCCUCACCAAGGACCCUCCCCUCGUAUCUGGCGUGCUCGUCCAGAAUGACUUCAAGCUCUCCCUCAUGGCGCCAGAAGACCUGCGCGAGUACGCCGGUCUCAGCACCACGACCAUCGCCUGCAAGCAGCGUCUUCGGCUAAGCGCAGCAGGCGUCGACCUCAUCAAAUGGGCGCUGGAGGGUACCUUUGGCGCCAUUGAGGAACUCCCCGAGAUGCGCCAGGCUGCCAACGGCAACGGCGAUGCCAUGGAACACGAUAUGCGGGAAGAGACUGCUGAUGAGGAGAUUCCCAACCUCGUGGCAGCCUAUCUCGUCAUGGGCAUCGUCACCGUUCGUUACCGCUCUACAGGCGACGUUGAGCUCGAGUGGGAGGCCAACCUGCUCAACGACGGCAUCGCUGACUCGGUCAUGGCCGUGCUCUUCAGCGUGGAGAGCUCCCCGGCUGCGGUCAAGCGGUCUUCGUCCAAGCACAGCCACUCGCACAUUGUAGACGGAACAAUGAAGAACCCACACGCCAACCCGUCGCCCGAAGAGCGUCUGGAGCGUCUGUUCUGGUUCUUGGAGGCACAGUUUGGUGCGGACAAUGUCGCGCCCAUCGACACGCCCAAGCUGCCGCAAGCAGCCACAAAGGAGAUCAAGGCCGAGGCCAAGGAAAGGGAGGAGAUGGAUGUCUCGCCCGACGGCGAUAGCAACGAUGAGGGAGAAAGGCAUCAAAAGGAGAUUGAGAGGCUUCACAAGAUUGGCAUUCCUGUGCCGGGCGUCAGCAUCACGGUGGACAAGAUGUCGGCCAAGGUGUGGCUGGAAGAUCUGGAGGUCGAGUGUAACAACAAGGUCUUUGCAGACAGGGUCAGGGCGGUGGUGGAACGUGCAGUCGAGGUGACGGCACCUCUGUGGCGAUGA
Messenger RNA from Emericellopsis cladophorae, 2631 nucleotides. RefSeq names its product Endoribonuclease-like protein. Bases 1 to 2631 code for a protein of 876 amino acids. Gene Ontology annotation, cellular component: mRNA cleavage and polyadenylation specificity factor complex. Lineage: Eukaryota; Fungi; Ascomycota; Sordariomycetes; Hypocreales; Bionectriaceae. The transcript is spliced from 4 exons. Gene Ontology annotation, molecular function: RNA endonuclease activity; 5'-3' exonuclease activity; RNA binding. Gene Ontology annotation, biological process: mRNA 3'-end processing by stem-loop binding and cleavage. The record is from RefSeq and is a predicted model, not a curated record.